CGUAGGCGUGGGCAGGAGAUCCGAGGUCCAGUAAAGUGCACCCAGGACUUUUCCUCCCGUCUCGUACUCUCGUUUACUUGACUUGGGAGAAGCUCUCUCUCUCCGGUCUCCUCUCUUCCCAGAAUCUUCGGUCCUUCUAUUUUCGGAGCACGGUGUCCAUACAAUAGAUGUAACAGCGCUUUUCGAUGGAAAUGGUUUUGGUAGCUGAACCCUAAUUCUUCCUCACGGUGUUACUUUUGUUGAACAUACAUAGUGCGUUGCCGAAUCGACGGAUCGCAUUCUCUGAGGAUGUUUUGUAGUUGAGCGGAUAUCUUAUUUGAAUAUUCUGGUUUUCGUGAUACUAGGAGGUUAGAUUAAGCGGAAUUGGGGGUUCUGGGGUGGAGGCCGGAGGAUAACUCUUGAGCCUCAGAGACUCUGAGAAAUGGAGAAUUCAAGGGUUUCGAGAGAUAAUUUUGGUGUAGAAAGUGGUUCUAGAUUUUCUUAUCAUAGAAGCAAGUCGUUAGGUUUCCAGACUACCCAAGGGACGGCUCAACAGUUAUGGAACGGAGAAUUUGGAUUUAGUGGGAACGACCGGAGGUUUGCUUUUUCGCGCCAAUCUUCCUUCCAUCAAUCGGCUGAACCUCAUACACCAAUUUCAAUAAUUUCGAAUGAUUCCAUUCGGCCUCUGCUUUCUCGGAGCGAUUCCAGCAUCAAUAUUCCGCAGGGCAGUUAUCCGCAACUAGAAAACGAGAAUAUCUGGAAGGGAACCGAAAAGUCUUAUUUCAGAGAGGCAGAUGGUUCAUCCGAGAAUUUUUCUUUUCUGUUAUUUGUAUUUUCUGCUUUUCAGAUUAUUAGAUCAGGUAGCCGGCCUAUGAAGCGGCUUUUGAUGAUGAUCUGGCUUAAUGUAGCUUAUUCUACGGCAGAGCUAUGUAUAGGUCUCUUCACUGGGCGUGUAGGUCUGGUCUCUGAUGCAUUCCAUCUGACCUUUGGUUGUGGUCUAUUAACAUUUUCAUUGUUUGCAAUGGCUGCUUCCCGAAAGAAGCCUGAUGGAGUCUACACUUACGGGUACAAAAGGCUAGAGGUUUUAUCUGCAUUUACUAAUGCUCUGUUCCUUUUGUUCUUGUCAUUCUCAUUAGCUGUGGAAGCACUUCAUGCAUUCAUACAAGAUGAAUCUGAGCACAAGCAUUAUUUAAUUGUAUCUGCGGUGACAAAUUUAUUAGUGAAUCUUCUCGGGGUUUGGUUCUUCAGGAAUUAUGCUCGUAUUAAUCUUGUCUACCGGAAUGCUGAAGAUAUGAACUAUCAUUCUGUCUGUUUACAUGUUCUUGCAGAUUCUAUUCGUAGUGCAGGUUUAAUCCUAGCAUCCUGGUUUCUAACCCUUGGGGUCAAGAAUGCUGAGGUAUUGUGCCUGGGACUGGUUUCAGUAACAGUGUUUAUGCUUGUCAUACCUCUGUUUAGGACAACUGGUGGCAUAUUGCUUCAGAUGGCACCACCUAACAUACCCUCUUCAGCUUUAAGCAAAUGCCACAGACAAAUUACUGCUCUUGAGGGUGUAAAUGAAGUUUCUGAGGCUCGCUUUUGGGAAUUGGUACCUGGCCAUGUUGUUGGGUCACUCUCAUUACAGGUGAAGAAGGGAGAAGAUGAUCAUCCCAUACUCGUGUACGUUUAUGGUUUGUAUCAUGAUUUGGGGGUGCAGGACCUUACAGUUCAAACCGACUAUUGGUGAGAUUCUUCUUUCCCCAUCUUUCUGGUGGCAAGAACGUCGUACAUUUCAAAAAUCCAAUCCAGUUUUACAGUCAGAAUGUCAACAUAAGCAAUGUAUCAGUCAGUAGUAUCACUAGUCAAAGUGCAAAGAAGAUAUUGCAUUAAAAAAUAACACUAUGGGCAAUAUAUAUAUAUAUAUUAUAUUAUAUGCUUUUUAAUAUGCGAUGCGUACUGUGUAUCAGGUUGUGUCAUUUAUCUUCUUUAGGUUCGACUAUAUUACUGGAAAGACUUGAUACCGGUAAAACUUGUAUGGGGAUUUUAUUUGUUCAAAACACUUCUGGUAUCAUGUAUUUCCAAUUGCAUAGAGCUUCCCUUUUAUCA
This is a messenger RNA of Nelumbo nucifera (sacred lotus), 2061 nucleotides long. RefSeq names its product Cation efflux family protein. The record is from RefSeq and is a predicted model, not a curated record. Gene Ontology annotation, molecular function: zinc ion transmembrane transporter activity. Gene Ontology annotation, cellular component: Golgi apparatus; membrane. Gene Ontology annotation, biological process: intracellular zinc ion homeostasis; zinc ion transport; transmembrane transport. Lineage: Eukaryota; Viridiplantae; Streptophyta; Magnoliopsida; Proteales; Nelumbonaceae.